Messenger RNA from Eruca vesicaria subsp. sativa (arugula), 1311 nucleotides. The record is from the annotation of a GenBank genome assembly. Lineage: Eukaryota; Viridiplantae; Streptophyta; Magnoliopsida; Brassicales; Brassicaceae.
AUGCCGCUAGAACAUACAACCGAGGAUGGAGAUGAGACUCUCUUUCGGGAGCAGGAAACUUCAGAAGUCAACUCUCCUCUCAAAGAAUUUCCGCAGAGUACUAAUGUUCUUGUUGUCGACGCGAAUCUCAUCACUUUACGUAAUAUGAAAGAAAUCAUGGAACAGUACACUUAUCAAGUGACAACUUAUGCGAACGCAGAAGAAGCUAUCUCGUUUCUGACAAAUUGUAAACAUGAGAUUAAUAUUGUGAUUUGGGAUUAUCAUAUGCCUGGAAUUAAUGGACUGCAAGCUCUUGAAAUCAUUGGUUUAAAGAUGGAUCUUCCUGUAGUGAUUAUGUCUAAUGACCAUCAAACCGAAUCGGUGAUGGACGCAAUUCAACAUGGUGCAUGCCAGUAUGUUAUAAAACCGGUUAGAAACGAGAUCAUGGCCACCAUAUGGCAACACAUUGUAUGCAAGAGGGGGAUUUCUAAACCCGGUUUAGUUCCACCGGUAUUGGUCCAUGAUGACUGUUCAAAGCAAGACAAAGAUGAUUCAGUGACUGUAGACCAAGAUCGUAGUGAGCAGAACAUCGAUAAGAUAGAAGAGAAAAUAACAAAGAAACAAAGAAUGACGGUUAAGAGUAACGGUUCAGAACAAGACAACGAUGAUUCAAGGACCGUAAGACAAGACAACUUUGGACAAAGCAUCAAUAAGAAAAAAGAGACAUCUUUCAAGAAACCGCGGAUAUUGUGGACUGGAGAUCUUCAACAAAAAUUUCUUGAUGCCAUCGUUUUACUUGGUGGGCCUAAAAAAGCUACCCCAAAGGGAAUUCUCAGAUGCUUGCAAGAUAUGAAGAUCGAAGGACUCACUCAAAAAAAUGUGUCAAGUCAUCUUCAGAAAUAUCGUCAAACUAUUGAGAAGAACCCAAUUCCUCAACAGUAUCCAGAAACUGGUUGGUCUAGUUUCUGUAAACCUUCGCCUUUCUUAGGUAUGAACAAUGGUUUCAUAGCACCAUCAUCCUAUAUGAAUGGUCCACCUAUUUACCCUGUCCAAGACAAUCAAUAUCAAAAUGGUUACUUGGCAAUGAACAACAACCAGUUCGUGACCAAUAAUAUGCCUGGUUUGCCCUACUUGAACCAUGAUCACCAUCUCCAGCAGCAGCAGCAACAACGAAAAUAUCAGCCUUCAAAUCAUGUGAAUUACAUGAUGAGAAAGAAUGAACCAGAACAAGCUUAUAAUGGCGUUGAUUUAACGGAUCUCGAGUCAAUUUAUCAAAGUUUGCAGUAUGAUCCAAACGAGUUUCUGUUUGACGGCUACAAUUUUGGUAACUGA